AUGGAAGCUGAAAUUUGGAGAGAAACUCAGGCUCCUAGCAAGAUUUUGGAUCCUCCUGAAUCAACGGUCUCCCAUGGGAAUGUGGUUUGGAUUCAUCCUCCUCCCUCUUGGUUGAAAUGCAAUCUGGCUUCAUCUUGGUUGGAGAAUGCGGUUUUAAGUGGAGCAGCUUGGUUGUUGAGAGAUGAGAAUGGUAGGGUGGUGAUGCAUAGUCGUCGUGCUUUUCCAUGUUUUUCAUCUGGUUUAGAGGCUGAGCUGAAUACUCUCCUCUGGUCUGUGGAGUCUCUCGCAAGUCAUCAUCUGGAUAAAAUAAUCUUUGAAUCCUCGUCUUUGGAUCUUCGUCGGGCUCUUUUGCAACCACACCACUAUCCCCAGCAUCAGGUUCUCAUAUUACUAAUUCUCCAGCGCCUGAAUGGUUUCCAGUCCUGGAGUGUGGAUUUUGUUAAAACUCUGCGGAACAUGCCAGUGCUUUCGAUUGCUACUAGUGUAACCUCAGACAAUAGGCAUCAAUCGUAUGUGGCGUCUGGUGGGCCUCUGUGGUUGCAUAAUCUGUUGCAAAAAGAAGCUUUGACCAAGACUUUGGGUUUCUACUCCUCCGCCCCUGUUGCUGUAAGAGCUGCCUCCUGA
Messenger RNA from Brassica rapa (field mustard), 624 nucleotides. RefSeq lists its product as uncharacterized. Gene Ontology annotation, molecular function: RNA-DNA hybrid ribonuclease activity; nucleic acid binding. The record is from RefSeq and is a predicted model, not a curated record. NCBI's taxonomy places the organism in Eukaryota, Viridiplantae, Streptophyta, Magnoliopsida, Brassicales, Brassicaceae.